Molecule: messenger RNA, 25057 nt
Organism: Macrobrachium nipponense
Lineage: Eukaryota; Metazoa; Arthropoda; Malacostraca; Decapoda; Palaemonidae
Product: titin-like
Molecular function (GO): protein kinase activity; protein binding
Source: RefSeq, a predicted model, not a curated record
UCUGGACUUUGGUGGGAGUAGGUGUGUCUUGCUCCGUCUGUCUGUGAUUGUCCACGUGUUUUGUGUGUGUUUUUUUAUUAUUUAUUGUUUGACCGAGGAGACACACAUCUCCGAAUAAACGCUUCUCUUGCGGCAAAGUAAAACCAGUGUUUGUAGUCGUCUACCUGAAAUGUAACAGAAAAUGGGAAGCAGUGAGUGGGAGGGGUUACUGGAGCGUCGCUUGGCGAUACUCCCAGGAUCACGAGACCCGGGGGGCGGCCCUAUACUGGUCAUUCCAUUACCCCAAGACCCGUCAUGUCAUGACGUCGGGAGCAUAUCAGCCACUGUCAAGUACCUGAAAACGAUACCUAGCGUAAGUUCGAGAGAGAGAGGAUGGGUUGUUAUCGUGGACGCUCGCGUGUGCCAUUACCGGCUCGUAAAACCUACCGUGAGCACCAUCAGGGCCACACUGGGUUACAUCAGGCACCUCUUCGUGGUCCGCCCCGAAGGUUUCUGGGACAAGCAGAGGGUCGACUGUAGGAAGAGCGAGGUGGACAAUCAGCCCAUAUACGUGAGCGUGAGCAAACUGACCAAAUACAUGGAGUUGUCGCAGCUUCCGAUAGAACUAGGAGGGACCUUGGAGUACGACCAUCAAGCUUGGUUGAAAACACGAAAGGCGUAUGAAGAAUUCGUGGAUGAGUGCGAGCGCGCUCGGAGGGACCUCGAGAGCCUCCAGGCGGAGCUGCGUCGGGAGGAACCGUGCAGUAGGGCUUCCACGCUCCACGACCUCCUCUCCGUCAAUACCAACACCUACAACACAAUCACCGCCAGACCCGCCCUCAUCUUCAACAUGGGUCAGGAGGUCCUGAAGGUUCUCGAGAUGGACGAGGAGUCAGGGUUUCGGGUGUGCGAAGGGCAAGGGGACGCUGCCGAAGCUGCAUCCAGGGUGAGGGCAAUGUUGCAUGACCUCCACCUGCUGACAACUGCCGUCGAAGCCUGUUGGAGAAGGCUGAACACGGCUUUGGAUACCUACAUGCAGGUUCGAGACCUGGAAUCAGAGAUGAACGACAUAGGGAAGUGGUUGGUCUCGGCUGGACAGACCCUUUUGGCCGAGACCAGUAUCGGCACAACGACGGACCAGGCGGAGGCCUUGCUGAGAGAGCAUGAAGCUAUAGAACUCAAGUGCAGGGAAACCUACGGUAGAUGGGCUGGGCUGAGGUAUCGAGUUGAAGACGCUCUUGACAGGGGUGAUGGAGACCUUAGGGCUCUGGCCGAUCACCGCACCACGACCACAGAUCUCCGUUCUUUGAAGGACUACACAGACACCCUCGUCAGGACCUUCGCGUCGCGUCUCGAUCGGCGUCGCACCCUCAUUCUGGCGUCGGUGAGGUUCCAUCGCAUAGCGCACCAGAUGGGUGAGCGCUGCAGCGUCCUCCUGCAGCAGAACCGCUGGCUCCCUCACACAGACGACGUCGAUACGCUGAAGAAGACACUCAGGGAGCUUACAGCUAGAAAGGAGGCUAUUGAUUACUUAGCCUCGGAGGGCACAAGGGCGGGAGAGAAGCUGCUGGAUCUGCUGACGGUGGGGGUGAAGGACCUCUCGGGAAGGGACGUGUCCCCAGACUACUCGAACGAGCUCAACCACGUGCACGCCUUGCUCACCUCCUUACACGAGCAUUACGCACGUGCGGCACGGCAAGCCGACCUGCAUAAACUCAGGCUCCAGCAGAAUAUUCAGCUUCUCACCUGUCACAGAGAUGUCAAGCAGGCACACAAGUGGUUGAAGGCACUGUUGGAAGCACUCGUAAAAGCGCACUCUCACGUGGGGCGCUCUUCCGAAGAAAUCAGAAGGCUCAAGGCUGAGCACCAGCAUUUCCAGGAGACAGCCGCAGGUACCUUUGAGUACGGAUACGAGUCAGCCAGGGCGGCGCUGCUGGUUGAGAAGUCCGCCGGAGGGAACGUCCUCUCCGAAAGUCGUCGGAUGGUCAGUGAUCUGGAGUUCGUAUGGAAGAUGUUCAUCCAAGGGUCGCAAGAACAGCUCACCAGGCUUAGGGUGGCAGGAGUGUUCUUCAGGACGAUGGAACAGCACUUGGAACGCUUGGACAACCUCUGCGCCGGCCUAGUCGAGAAGAUGAGCGGUCGGCACGUCGGUCAGAACGGGGAAAUGAGGUCCCUUCUGACCGCCAGAGACAGGCUCUUGAGGGAGAUCGGUCGGAAUGUUCGCCUGGGAAAACUCCUGAAGGAGAGGCUGCUGGAUCCGUUGGUUCCUAAUUACAGCGUUAAGGACCACAACGAGAACCUCCUGGCGCAGGAGUCGAUAACGGAACGCAUCCAGCAUAUAACCAACCGGGCUCAGCAACUGGACGACCUCAUGUUCUCUUCGGCGGCGCCCCCUACAGCGCCUCCUACAGCAACCACCACCACCACCACCACCACUUCCGCACCCGAGGGACACUACGCAAGAAUUGAGGGCGACCAAGAGAGUGGAAGCGAAUACUGGACGUGUUCGGACUGCACUUGUACUUCAACAGGCACCUUUUACACCUGUCCAGAAUGCCGAAGCCUUCAGGAUCUCUUCGUCUUCGAUGACACUCGUCCGCCUUCAGAAGAGGAACUCCCUCUUGACGAAAUAUUGAGGAGGAGGUCAAGGUCAAGGAGCAAGUCAGGGUCGAAAGGAAGAGAUGGAGUCUCCAAAAGUCGACGAUCGAGGUCCCGAAGUCGAUCCUCCUCUAAGGGCCCCGAUGAAAAAGAACCCCGCACGAAGACGAAAACUUCGACGCUUCCGAAACGCCGUCGGGAUGCUCCGCAGGACCAUCCCGAUGCCAUCGAGCGGGCCAGGUCAAGGUCGCGGUCCAGGUCAAAGUCCCUGACUCGAGAAAUUGUAGCAUCUUUCAAGGAGUUCAGGGAUAAGGUCACAAGAGGAAGGUCGCGGUCGAAAUCAGGCGAACGGAAAGCAACAGAGGCAGAACGAGAAAAGGAGAAAGAGGCUGCAAAGGGAGAGGACAAGGCCGAGGAAGAACCUUCUGAUCGUCACCCUCCUCCUCCCCCUCCCCCAUCGGAGGGGACAGGCCGCCCUGUCAAUUUAGGAAAUGGCGACGUACGAAUUCCUAUUCACAUUCACGUGGAUGCUCGGGAUGGCAGUAUCGCGACGCCAGAGAAACAGGAGAAAUGGAAGGAAGUUUCCUCCGAAAAGGUGACGACGCGCCUGGUCUUUCAUGGAGGCGACGGCCAAGGAGACAGAACGCUUACCUUAGAGCAGAUCACGUCCCUGAGGGCGCCAGAGAGUGGCACCUCAACGGAUAUAGCCAAAGACACCGUGAGGUGGAAAGUUCCACCUCGUAGUUCCGCUGCUGACUCAGCUGUGCUGCAAACUUCUCCUUCUGUACAGUCCCAAAACUUAGGCACUGCUCCUCCAGUUUCUCCUACUGUGUCAACUGAUUCUUCAAACAUUGCUCAAAAAUCAGUAACUAAAUCUCCUCUCAGUGUGUCGAUUGAGAGAGUUCCAUCAGUAGAGCGUUUAGUAUUGGGAUCUCCCACAAGCACACUUGUUGCAGCUGCCUCUCCUGCGGCUAUGGAUUUGUUGAUGGAAUCUGUAAAAAGAGGACCGCUUGAAGCACUGAGCAAUUUGAUUUCUCCAGUCGUUGCUGACCCAUCUGCAUUGCUGUCAGGUGCUGAAGCAUCAAAAAGACCUCUCUUUGGAAAAUUGGAACACAGCACUUUAGCCACCCAGAGGUUUCUCCCAGAAACUUCUGCUACAAGUAAAAGUUCUGAACCUGCAAAAGACCCUGCCAGUUUAUCUCAUCCUGUUGAACAGUCAUCUAUGGCAGAUAAUUAUCAAAAGGGAAAAGUAGAGGAGAUUGUUAUGGAAGACACAUUUCAGCGUGAUGAGAAAUGGCCUUUGCCACCCAGCGAACCAGACAUUCCUGGACUAUUUGAGCAACAGCCUUCAAGUGUUCACGAUUUGCAGAAACUUUCAAGUUCUCUUGAAGAUUUGCCUCUCCCUCCUCCCCCUAGACCUCCUACUCCAACCUUAAUUGACAUACCUGAAAUACCUCCUCCCCGCCCACCUGAACCUGUAGAGGCCCUUAGUGACAUUCAGAAUAACAACUAUUUAGGCAUACAGGACCCAACCUUACCCCGACCCUUCCAACCUCUUGUGCAUGAAGUAGCACCACCUCGUCCUUCUCUUCCUGCCAUGAGUGAGGUUUAUGAAGACAUGUAUGAGCAUGCACCUCCUCCAAGACCCGAUCCUCCAAGUGACGACGCUGAUGAUGAGAGGGAACCAACACCUCCUAGGCCAGAACCUCCUCUGGAGUAUGCAUUCCCCUUCCUCCCACGUCCUCUUUUGCCCACUAUUCGUGAGACUUCACCGGCGCCACGUGAGGGCUCUCCUCCAGUAAGAGAAAUUAAAACUGAAAUAAAUAUGAAAAAACCGCCCCAUCCCAGGCAAAAACGUUCUGUAAUAAAAAGUUUUACUCCUCCCAGACCCACUGAGGCAGAUAUGACCGACUUGCCAACACCAACGAUGCCCACUCCUCAAGAAGUUGUCGAAGUGGUGGAAGAAGCGGAGAUGUUAGCCCCUGUUGAACCCGUCCCAGUGCCCUCCUCUCCUUCAGAUCAUCCUUGUACUUCCACCUCUCCUGAGAAAUCUGGGACUCAAGAGGAGUCUGAUGAUGGCGCAGCAGAUGUUCCUCCUAGUCCUCCCCCACCAGAACCGAUGGCUUCAGAACCAGUUGUUCCAGAGCCGCCAGAGCCAGAACCAGUUGCACCACAAGAGACUGAAGAACCCGUCCCGGAGCCAUUAUCUGCAGGACCCUCAGGACUGCCACCACGAAUCCCACCGCAGCAGAAGCCAGACGAAGAUGAUCUCAUAAGGAAAAUGAAAAAGCCAUGGAGGCGAGCAUCUGGAGGUGUUGACGAAACCACUCAAAUCGAACCGACACUUCUGCAAGAUCAGCUUCAGCAGCAGUCCAUAGACGACACCAUGUCUGACACGGGAGGAGGAGGAGGAGGUGGGUCAGCCACAUCGCCCACGCCGCCCGGAAUGUCUGACAGCGAGGGCGGCGUCGUCGGACGCACCACCUCGGCGUCGGGCAUGUCACGGACGUCCGGCACGAGCAGGACCUCUCUGACCUCUUCUGCCCCGACGACCACCAUCAGCACCAUCGCCGUCCAGUCGGGCAAUACCCGGAUUGUCAUCGCCCUCCUUCAGAGUGCCGAAUGGCUCGAGCUAAGAGUAGUAGAGUUGACUCCGGGGAUGGUGUACCUGGGUGCCACCCUGGAGGAGGCACUGCAGCUACAGCAGGCACACGAGGAAGUCCUUACAAAGCUCCAGAGCAAGCAGAGCCCAGUGGAAGACCUCCUGAACCAAGCCGACCAGCUGAUCUCAACGCAGCGACCCAGAGCCGAAGUGUACGCGGCCAUGGCCGAGUCUCUGGGUCUCGCCUGGAAGGAUCUCAACAGCCAGCUGGAGACCAGAAAGGAAAUUCUGGACAUGGGCGUGGCGUUCCACUCGAAGGCACGACAAUACAGCGACUGCAUGGACGCUGCCGAGAGGGCGUACACUGACAACGUGAUGCCCAACGACGCCGAGGGGGCACGUCAACUCCUCUCAGCUUUGCACGACCACAAGCGGGCCAUCCUCGAAGCCUCCAUGUACACCCUGCAGGAGGCGCAGGCCCUUUUAGCCAGGCUUAGGGGCAUGGCAGCCGAGGGCGCUACCCUUGAUUCAAGACCCCUUCAGAUUAAGACCAACAUAGAAUUCUCCUGCUCCCAAAUCGAACACUAUCUCGAGUCUCUCCAUGACCGAAGGCGGUUCUUGGAUGGACUCUUCUCCGCUAGAAAGCAUCACCUGGAACAGUUGGCACUCUGCCUUUUGUAUCAGGACCUGACUGAAGCCGUAACGGCCUUGAAGCAGCUUCGUGACGAGGUGUCCGAGCAACAGGGCUUGGGAGAGUCACAGGGCAACUCCGAAAUCUUGCUGCAUGAACACAUGAAGAGGCAGGCGACGGCGAAGGAAAUUCAAGACAAGUGCAUCAUGCACUUGAAGAAAGCCGAGAAGAUGGCGUCGAGCGGCCAUUACGCCGGCCUAGAGGCCAGAUCCAGGGCUUAUUCGGUCCUGGAGGCCGCCACGGCCCUCCACGAGACCUGUGACACGCGCAAGGCUCUGCUGAAUCAGUCCAUCUUGUUCUUCAAGUUAGCUCAAACGGCCCUUACCAAGUUAGAUCAGGCUGAGGUGCAGGUAGCAGGUCUGAGCGGCGAGGGUGCUCAGAGGCUCUCAAUGGUGAUCGGCGUAGUAGAGGAAGCCAUCCAGCCCGCGCUGGCUGAAGGAUACGCCAUCCUGGAAGUCACCGGCGGGAAGAACCAGCCGCAUAAUAUGGGUAUCUCUCUCAUGGUGGAGGAACUUGAACGUCGUCGAAGCCAUCUGUCCUCCGUUUGCGUAACAUCCACGGAGCAAGUCCUCCAACGCACAGAACUCUCUAAUGCCUUCCUGGAACGAUACAACACGAUCGAUUCAUGGUUGGUGCGAAUUGGUGAUGCCUUCCUCCAGGGUCAUCAGGAUCCUGGAGGUUCUCUCAGUCUGGCCAGAGACUUUCUCCAUCUUCACCAGACUCUUAAUCAUGACGUUAUGGAGAAGAAGGCCGAAAUUGACUCUUUGGCUGCUUUCUUAGAAACCCUCGCACCCGACUUGUCCCCUGAAGAUGCCAACAGCUUCCGAGACAAGAUGCAACAACUCAUCGACCACUGGUCGGCCCUCAAGAAGUUGCUCGAUAUCAGAAUCGAAAUCGCUGAGAAGUAUGUGAAAUUCCACGAAGACGCCGAGCGCGUCAACAACGAGCACGAGGCUUUCGAGUUACUGCUCAAGGAGGCCAAGGGAGAGGACCGCCGCGAUGAGGUGGAAGCCAAGUGGGAGCAGCUGCAGAAGCUGUACCUCGACUUGUGCAACAGCGGCAAGUCUUUCUGUCAAGAUGUCAAGAACGCGGAGGACCCCUACUUAGACGCCAACAGGGCCAUCCUCUGCGUGGAGAACAUACUCGAACAGCUGGGCAAGAGGCGACUCGUCAUCACAGAUCUCCAUUCGCACUUCCACAUGAAGAUUACAACGACCAAAGAAAUGAUCACUUUGUGGAAUACCUACAGGGAAAAUGUUAAAAAGAUGCAACUUGAAAUGUCCAAGUUAGAGAUCGACUUCUGCCCGCUCUUGAGAGGAAAUCCAGCGGAUCCAGAAGGAAUGGCCUCCGACUUGGAGGGAAGACUCGGUGCUUACGUAUCUACUGUCAAGAAAGCACAAGAAGAAAUUCAGAAUAUGAUGACUAGGGCCGAGGUUAUGUCAUACAAAGGGGAUCAAGAGAGCGCCCGCGACGAAGUCAUCAGCUCGCUGUUACAACUUUAUCAGAAUUUGCAGAACAAGGCAACGGAAUACCAAAUCCUCGGUUACAUGUUAGUGCAGUGGUGCAGAAAUAUUGCUGAGAUUCAUCGCUCUUGUGACAAGAUUGAGUCUCAGUUUGGUGCUGUGAGUUUCGACCUCGGAGGAGUCGAGGGCCAGAUAAGAGAACACGAAGCCUCCAAGCAGGCUGUUCUUGAACUGCUCAAAUUUGCUCAAAACGAAGCUGCUUCUAUCGUCAAUAAAAUCAGGGAACAGUGUCCUCCCGAAGCAGGUGCUCAAGACAUCGCCCUCAUAGAGGAGAUGCUGCAGAGGAGAGGUAGGACAUUCGAGACCGCGUGGACGGAGCAUCAACAUUUGCUGGAGAGACAGUUGAAGCGGUCACAGUACCACGUCGAUCUCCAGGUGAUAAGUGACCAGCUACGUGACCUUAGUGAACAGCUUGCCCGUAUGCGAGGUCACUACGGCGAUUCCCUUGGUGCUGCAAGAAACAUGCAAACUGCUUUCAAGCAGUUCCAAUUCACUGUGGAAAUGCUGGAGAGACGCAUUCAGACUUUCGUGAGCACAACCGUCAAAAUGCUCGGGCCAGAGGAUGACUCCGGAGAGAUACAGCAGGAACUGGCCGAGCUGGAGAAGAAAUGGUCAACAUUCCAGAUGCAAGUUGGCCAAUCUCAGAAGUCCAUUGAGCUCUCCAUUGACUUCUAUAAGUUGGUAGAAGAGGCUGAAGAUUGGUUCAAGCAAGGCAGCAAGCUCUUGGUGGAAGUAGCUGGGGACUCUGCUAGCAUUCAGACUCCCGAACAAGCUGAGAAUUUGAGAUCCAGAAUUGAAGUCUUUUUGGAGCCGGGAAGGCAAGAGCAAGAGGGAAGAAUUACAAAAAUUACCUCCUUGGCAACUCAGCUGUAUGGCGACGCAGCACCGAAGCAGAUUGAAGUGGUUUCUCAUCAGAACACUCAUAUGAUUAAUAGUUUCACCGUUAUCAUUCGGAACUUAACCAUGAUGGUGGAGAACCUCAGAACUGCUGAAGAACACAGAGAAAAACAGAAAAAGGAAAAGGAAGAGCUGGCAGCAUCGUUAGCAGCUGCGCAAGCAGAAGCAGAAGUUGCCAGAUUGGCAGCAGCUGCAGCUGAAGAGGCUAAGAAAGCUGCUGAAGAAGUUGCAAGAACCAUGGCCAUCCCUGUUGAACCUAUUGUUCCUCAGAGGGUCGAGAUAGAGAUCCAAACAGAGGCUAUACCUUUACCUGACGAAGAACCACCACCUAAACAGGAGGAUGUUCCUCCUCCAAAGAAACAAAAGCUGAUCGAUGAAGACCCUCAGCCCAUGGCUCCUGUGUUCAUGACACCUCUGGUGGGAGCGACUGUUACUGAAGGUGUCAAGUUCAGUUUUGAAUGCAGGGUGAUUGGCUUUCCCAUGCCUGAAGUUGAAUGGUUGAAAGAUAACAUGAGUAUUACAGCCAACCCUGAUUAUAAGACGACGUUUGAUGAAGGAGUUUGCACCCUGACUAUUGAAGAAACCUUCACAGAAGACACAGCACUUUUCACUUGUAAAGCAGUGAAUGGUGCCGGCAUGGCACAGACAUCUGCCACACUCACUGUCAAAGAAGCUGAAAUUGUCGAAGUUAUGGCUCCUCCCAACUUCACCAAAAAGCUGGUGGAUUGUACAGCACAGGAGGGUACGUCUUACCAAUUGGAAGCCACUGUUGAAGGAAAUCCCUUGCCCGUGGUGUCCUGGGCUAAGGAUGGGACGUGCGUUGAUGAGUCUCCCGAUUAUGUCAUCACAUACAAUAAUGGUGAUUGUGUACUGAGGUUUGAAGAAGUAUUCCUGGAAGAUCAGGCAGAAUACUCAUGCAAAGCAACAAAUGACCUUGGUGAAGAUCUCACGAAAGCCAAACUGUCAGUUGCUGCUGUGGAGUUAUCCGAACGUCCAAAGUUCACAAUGACACUGAGCAAUGUCAUGGCAAGGGCUGGUCAAAAGUUCAAAUUAGAGUGCCACGUUACUGGUACGCCAACCCCUACAGUGGCUUGGUUCCACAACAGUAAACCUGUCAAAGAAACCCCUGACUGCAAGAUUGCCUUUGAUGGUCAAGUAGCAACGUUGGUGAUGUCUGAGGCUUUCCCCAAAAAUGCUGGCGUGUAUACUGUCGUUGCGAAGAACUCUGCUGGAGAAGCCCAGUGCUCAGCCAAUGUAUCCGUCAAAGGUCGUAUUCCAACUGAAACAAGCGACUCAGAAGUUACAUCGGAUAUUGAUGUAGAACCGGUCAAACCAACAAUACAGUUGGCACUGAAAGACACCUCAGUUAAGGAGGGCAAGAGUGCCAGACUAGACUGCGUCAUAGUUGGCCAGCCAGAACCAGAGGUCAUAUGGUACCAUGAUGAUACACCAGUCAAGGAAUCUAAUGACUUCAAGUUACUUUUCCACGGGGAUCGUUGUUCACUCAUCAUUCAAGAGGCUUUCCUGGAAGAUUCUGGAAUCUACAGAGUUGUUGCCAUGAAUUCAGCCGGAGAAGCUUCCACGGCCUGCUUUUUGAAUGUUGAGCCCGAGCCAGAGAUGACACCCCCACCAGUGAGCGCCCCAGCAGUUGCUCCACGUUUCUCAGAGCUGAUGACGGACAGCCAUGUAACUGAGGGACAGACUGUGAUUCUAAAGGCCACCGUUACUGGUGAGCCCAAACCAACCAUUGCUUGGUUCAGAGAAGGUCUUCCACUGAUUCCAGAUAAUGAAUUGCAGAUCCACGAGGAUGCCGAUGGUCACGUGACUGCCGAGAUUCGUUCCGCAACACUGGACCACACUGGGCAAUAUGAAAUCGUUGCUUCAAACUGUGCGGGAACUGCUAAAUGUGUUGCAUAUCUUAGUAUUGAGCCAAGGUUGCCGACGCCUUCACCUGUAGUAACUGGGCCUCAGGAGCCUCCUGUGUUUACUAGAACCCUGUUGGAUGCAUCUGUUCCAGCAGGAAGUGGUGUCAAGUUUGAGGCUGAGGUCACAGGGCAACCUGUGCCCACGGUACACUGGACACUGAAUGACAGCCUUAUCACGGGACAGGAGUACUUCCGUGGGCAGCUCCAGUACGUUUUAGGCAGUCGAGGAGGAUGUCACACCCUGCAGCUUCCCACGACGACGAAGCUGCAAGGUGGAAGGAUUGCCAUCGUUGCCGAGAAUCCAGUUGGCAAGGCCGUCUCCGCUGCCAACCUUACCAUACUUGAGCCAGCUUCAGUAGCAGCUAAGCGCGCCCUUCCUGAACAACCCCAGCAGCAGAUAGACCAGCAGCAGAAACAGCCACCAGCCAUGUUACGAAAGGAAAGCCAUGUCACCACGACAUCCUCCUCCUCUUCUUCCUUCAUGCAGCAGAGCACGUUUAUGGAGACUAGUCACGUGACUAAAAUUGUGACGUCAGAUGGAGUGGCAGACGAAAAACGCCAAAGCAUGUCUGCCUCCUCAUCCUCUCAGGUGAAGAAAGCCAGCCAACCUACAUUGGAGGUCCAUGGCUCACAUCUUCAGGAAGUGAGACAGGAGGGAGGAGCUCCAGCAAUGAUUAGUGAUAAGGUGACUUUGUCAAGAAUGGAGGGUGACAAAAUCACACAACAAAUCGCUCAGGAUUCUUCUGCCAAUUAUGCCACCGCUUUGCCACCAGUCAAGAAGAUUGUUGUGGGCAAGAAGAAGCUCAGUCCUGCCAGAUUUAUUGUUCCACUUCAGGGAGUAAUUGCCAACGAUGGAGAUCGUGUUGUACUUGAAUGUACUAUUGAUGGUCACCCUGAUCCAACGGUAAGCUGGUCUCAUAAUGGAGGACCUGUAAGUGAGACAGCCGAGACCAAGACGAAGCUUAACAAAGCUACCUUAACCCUGCCUAAUGUAAAUCAGAGCCAGAGUGGACAUUACACUUGUGUGAUUAAAAAUGACGCUGGCAUGGCACAAUGCACUUGUGAUGUUAUUAUUAAAAAGACACAGUUCCCUCCUGUGAUAUCUAAGCGACUUCAACCUGCUAUUGUGAGUGUAGGAGAGCGCCUACACUUAGAAAUAGAUGUUACAGGAACCCCACCUCCUGAGGUUACCUGGACCAGGGAUGGCAUGCCCAUCAGUCCGAGUGAUCACUUUGCCAUCAGGUCUGAGGGAACAAGACACAUACUGGUUAUCCAACAAGCGACAUCAGAGGACUCGGGUCGCUACAGUGCCAUAGCUUCAAAUUCUGCUGGUCGAGCUGAAUCAUUAGCCGACGUUAGAGUAAUGCAGGUGGUUAAGGAGUCGCCUACAACAAGCACACAUACGAUCAUUUUUACAGACACUGUUGACGAGUCAAAGAGCAUAUCCGAAACUAUCGAAGAGGGACAUGCGAAAACUGUAAAGCGAGCUAUAGAGGAGGUCACAGUAGAGGCACCAACUAUCCCAUCCCCUACAAAAAUGCUUAAACCCACACCCAAACCUAUUCCCUGUCCCCUUCCAACCCCUCCUAACUACCAAGCUAAUAGUCCUGAACCUUUACAUGAGGUAGAGGAAGAAGUUAAAAGACCUCCUGGAAAAUUGAAAGCAGCUUGGCCACCCUUGCCAUCAGAAGAUGAAGAGAUGGUAAAAAUUGAACCAAGUGUAGAAAUUACCUCAAGAAAUGUAUCAUCAAUUAUAGCAUCUUUCUCAACUACAGUUGAUGAAGUUCCACUUAGUGUUGUAAGCCCACAUGCGCCAAAAGCACCUUCAAAACCAAGGCCAAAAUCAUUCCCAUUGCCAAUGCAAGAAGUUGGAUCAGUUAUUCAACUUCAACCUGAACCUGAGCCUGAAUACGGGUACAUCUCUCCUACAGAACUUGAAAAUUUGCCACAGCAACCUUUGCCUUUAGAGGUUCACGCACAGUCUCCAGAAUUUGUUCUUGCUCCAGAACACCCUAUUGAGUCUGUAUCUGAACGAGAAUCCUCCCCAGAAUAUGUUCUUGCCCCUGAGCCAGCCAUGGAAGUUAAUGUACAGCAGCAGUCUGAUUUUGUGAGUUUUGUAAAGCAAGAGAAUAGGAAAGCAGUGACAUCUGUUUUUGAGCUGUCAACUGUUUUAUCCCCUAUUCCUGAGGUAGUUUCUGAACCUGCUCAGACACCAGUUCCGGAGGUAGAGCCAAUGAGAGGUCUGUCUCCUGAACCUGUUAGCAUAACACCAGUUGCAGAGGCAGAGCUAGCAAUAGUUCAUUCUCCUGAUCCUGUUAGUAUAACACCAGUUCCAGAAGCAGAGCCAGUAAAAGCUCCAUCUCCUGAACCUUAUAGUGAGCCGCAAAUCUCAGAUACAGAACUCCCAAAAGUUCCAACUCCUGAACUUGUUAGAGACACACUGAUUACAGAAAUUGAGGCUCCAAAAGAGACAGUUUAUGAGCCUACUAUAGAAUUGCCAAUUCUAGACACAGAUUCAAAUAGAGUUCCAACUCCAGAGGUCAUUAGGCAAACCACACCUGAGCCUCCAAGUAUAUCUACAGCUGAAGUAAUGUUCCCAGUGCAUGAGCCACAGGUUGCUUCAGUGGAAACAUCUGAAGUAAUCAUUGAUGAACCAGAGCUACCUUUGCAGACUGGUAGAACAGAGGUUAGUGAUGCACCUCAUAAACCACUUGAUAUUUCCAUUGUUGAAAAUUAUGAACAUUCGCCAGCGCUACAGGUAGAACAUGAUGAAUAUAAGUCAAAUGUUAAAAGAGAAUUCGCAACUGAAAGUGUUUUGAAGGAGUCAACCAUUGUUGAGUCCAAAAAGUCUUUUUCAAAGUCUUCUUUUACUACUGUUGAAACAAAUGUUUACACAACUGGCAUUUCAAGUCCACUACUUCAAGACUCUGCUGUUGAUUCCAGUUCAGUUCAAGAUGGAAUCACAGUGCAGCAACCUGCAAUUGAAGUUGUUCAGUCUGAACCAGAACCUGUAUUACCCAUUAAAGAGGUACUUGAACCCGACAUUACACCAGAACAUGGCCAGGAAACUGUAAUUGGAGUUCCCUAUAGCUCUGAAACAUACUUUUAUGAAGAUCAAGCUCCUCAUGUAAAGUCACCAGAAAUUCAGAGAUACAGUCCUGAACCUAUAGCUCCUGAAAUUGAUGAUCAUCCUCCAGUAUUUGGAACACAGAUUCAAGACUAUGUGAAAUCUGGUGAACUGGCUUCUGUGUCAGACCCAGUACCUGAAUCCAACACAUAUCCUGAUGUACUAGUUGAGGUCAGCGAUGAGCCAAAAUUAAGUACAGAAGAGCAACCACAGUAUGCAAGUUAUGGAGGUACUAUAGGCAGUAUGCAGCAGGCCUCUUUUGCUUCAAGUACUUCAUCUAGUCAGAUGUCCUCUUUCUCCUCUAUGAGUAAUCAAAUGCAAACCAUGUUUGUUACAUCUUCUGAUGUGAAGACUAAGGUUUUCUCUGAUAUAUAUCCACAGCAACCUAUUCCUGAACCAGCUUUGCAAAUUCUUCAUGAACCAGCUCCACAGGUUGUACCUGAGCAAGCCCCACAACCUCAGCCAUAUUCUGUCCCAUUGAAAUCAGAACGGCAACCACUUGAACCUCUUAUUAUUCCACCACCCAAACUACCAGAGAGGGCAAGCACUGAAGAACCUGUUAGACCACCAAAACAUCCUGAUCGCGAUGAAGCCAAAGAGCAGAAGAAACCAAAAAAGAAACGUGAAAGUGUGAUUCAGCUGGCAAAACGACUAGAAGAAUCCAUCAUUCCCAUGUCUCCGGAUGAAGUACCUGGGGGUAUUAGAAUGUUUCCUAGCCCAAAACAACCUUCAACCCCUGUUAGGGAAACCCCAACACCAACCCGGGAAUCUGCAUCCGGUCAGGUAACAUCUGCCAGUGAAGAUGAAGGUCCUUCAGGAUUUAAGACUGAAAGGUUUCCAGAUCUUGAGCCUUUUCCUUUUGUUAUUGAAGAAAGACCAAGAAGAGAGCGCCCUAGAAGCAUGCCACCCCCUGCCCCUAAAAAGUUUAUACCUGGUAGUUACACAGACAGUGAAUAUGAAAGUGACAUGGAACUAGAUCAGAGACUGAAUUUAAAGAAGCUGAAAUUUGAGGCUCCUGUAGAUUAUCAGCCUGAACCACUCCUGAAAGAAUUAACUAAACCGCUAAUACCAAAACCACAGCCUGUAUCAGCAGCUGUACCUGAACCACAACCUCCUAAACCUCGCCCACUAUCUUUGGGUCAAGAACCUUUUCUACCAUUUGCUGUUAGUCAACCACCAGUCUUUGAUGGCAGCAUGAGACCUGAUGUUCUCAAGAAAGAAGAGGAUGUGAAAGAGGUACCAAAGUCUGUAACACCUAAGAAAAAGUCAAAAUUGGUUGAGAAAUUUUUAGAGGUAUCAGGAGUAACUGAAGAGGAAACAGUUGUGAAAGUGACCGCAAAGAAAACAAAGAAGGAAGUUAUAACACCUCCUAAACCUGUACCUCUUGGAGGCAGUUCUGUCCCAUCUACAGGCACAGCUCCUGUUGUGCCUGUUUUAGAACAACCAAUGCCUCAGCCUCCCCCAGUUCAACAAUCUGAUACCUCUAAAGUUCUGAUGGAAAGGCCAAAAUCUGAGCCUCCUAAAACUGAAAAACCAAAAGCAAAGGAAAUUAAAGCUGAAAGGCCACCACCAAAGCCAAUGGUUGACAUUGACACAAGGCAAGGAAUAAAACCUAGUAAGAUAGCAAAACUUUUACCAUCACCAGAAUCAGAAAUGGGACCAUCUGUGAAACAGGCUUCAAGGAGUUCCUUUACUGAAAGUAAGACUCAGAUGUCAUCUGUAAGUUAUCAUAAAACAGAAUCUACACUUACAAGUACACAUAUCCAAACUUCAGGAGGUUCUGUAGUGAUUCCUAAACCAGAGCCAGCGCCUAUCUUUAGUCAUGUACCACAGGUUCCAGUGUGUCCAGAAGUGACUGUAGCUCCAUGUAUACAAGAACCUGAGCCUACUCCUGUGCAGAUAUUACAGCCUGAACCUGCUCCUGUUUAUGUUCAACAACCUGAGCCUGUUCCUGUCUCUAUUCCAGAGUCUAUUCCUGUCUGUAUUCCUGAGCCUACUCCUAUCUGUAUUCCUGAGCCUACACCUGUCAAUAUUCCUGAGCCUGCUCCUAUCUCAUUUGUAGAACCAGAACCUAUCUGUACUCUGGAGCCUGAACCAGAGCCUAUCUAUGUUCUAGAACCUGAACCAGAGCCUGCCCUCAUCUAUAGCCCAGAACCCGAAUCAAUUGUUCAUAUUCCAGAACCUGAACUCACUCCUGUUUAUGUUCCUGAUGUGCAAGAAACUCUUACAAGUAUUCCAGAGCCACAAUCUGAACCUGUAUAUGCUGCUGAGUCUGAACCUGUAUAUACCAUAGAACCAGAACCUGCUCCUGUUCUUAUUCCAGAGCCAGAGCCUGUUUAUAUGACAGCACCAGACUCUUGUGUUGUAACAGAAAAAGAGCCUGAGCCAUCUCAUCCAGUGCCUGAACCUGUUAUCUCACCUCCAAUAACAUUAGAACCAAUUCCUCGCCAUGCUCCUUCUCCAUCUCCUGCUCCAGGCUUCAGAUCUGUGAGAGCUCCUACUCCAAAACGAGGCCAGACACCUGCCAAAUCUACUCCAGCACCACCCCCACCUUUUGACAUGGUUCCUAUAAAACUGGAACCUCCAGUAAUCCAAACAGUUACAGCAAAGCCACAGCCCGAACCAGUAGUAGAUACAGAACCUGAAGUAAAGCCUGAAGCAGAACCAAUUAAAAAAGAGGAAAAGAAACCAACUAAAUCAAGUUUCAAGCCAGUGAAAGUCCCAGCUGGGGGUAAAAUGCUACCUGUAUGGCCACCACAGUUACAUGAAGAACCUCCUAAGAUCAAUUUGAAAACACGGGCACACUCUUUAGAGCGCCCUCCAGUAACAGAGGCACCACAAGUAGCUGUUAGAUCACAUGAGGCCCCACCUUCCAUUUAUUGGUCUAGUAAUGUUACUAUCCAAGAAAAGAGAAAAACAUGGCCACAGCAAGUACCUCAGGCUCAAACUGUAACAUCUGCUAGUAGAUAUGAAACCAUAUCUAAAUCCUCCAUGGAAGAGUCUAAAAUGUCAAAGUUUUCUUCUGAGUCUUUAAUUAAAAAGGAAGUAAAAACUAAGUCUUCUGUGGCAGGAACAACUUUAGCUCCAGCAAAGCAGAGUUCCCAGGUACACUCUCCCAUAGUGUCCCCAAUAUUUACAAAACAAGUGGUAUCUCCUGUAGCUUCUCCAAUAUUAAUGAAACAAGUGCCUUCAACAGUAGUUUCUCCAGCAUUAACAAAGCAAGAAGUUCCUGUUAUUGCUGCUUCUCCUGUAGUUUCUCCUCCAGUACCAAGACAGGUCACUUCUGAUGUCAUUACAUCUCCUGUACUUUCUCCCCCAUUAAAAUUACCAGAUCCCCCAGAUCUUUCAAUUGCUGCUAUGUUUGAUAUAAAGCCAAAACCAAAGGAAAACAUUGCAGUUUAUCUUCCCAUUCAUAAAGUACCAAAGAUAGAGCCAAAGAAAGGUAAAGAUGCAGCUGAUAAAUCUACAGUUCAGCUUAAAGAAGGCACUGUUAUAUCAACAGUUAUACCAAUGCCUCCCUUAGAACCAUUCCCAUUCGCAGUAGAAAAAGAUAAGGGAAAACGUCCAAGAGGUAGAGCUCCUUCAAUGCCCAGAAGAUUUGUUCCCAGUUCAUUUACCGAAAGUGAAUAUGAAAGUGACCUCGAAUCAGCACCAAGCCCUGUAUCUAGGUUGUAUAUGAGUGACAGUGAAACCUUUGGUUACAAGCCCUUGAAUAUUAGAAUGAAAAGGGGAAGAUCCAUGCAACCAAGGAUUCCCUCUCCACCUAAGCCAUCUACUUUAGGACUGCCAGAACCCUUUGAUGAAACAUUGUCGUAUGCCAAUGCUAUAUUUCCAGAACUUGAAACUGGAAAGCAGUCCAAAAUGAGUCAAAGUAAACACAUUAUUCAAACUGUUAAGUCUUUAGCCAAACAAAUCACACCAGAAAGCAAAUUAGGGACUCAGAGAGUGACAGCAAAACCUUUGACCCCUCAGGCUCCAAUUGUCCCACCUCCAGCCAUUCCAAAAGUAGCUCCUGUUACAAUUCAAAUGCCUAUCCCUUCAGCAGUUCCAGCUGCUGAGUAUAUGCCAUCACUAGGCUUGGUACAAAAGUCAUUCAUGCAGACUGAAGAAUCAGAAAGUUCCACUAUCCAAACUACUCAAACUGUAGCUCAAACUGAAAAAGGAGUAAAGAACAUUAUGAAAAAAUUUGAAGGAAGUGGUCCAGCUCCAUUGCCACAAAAGGUCUUUGUCCCUAACCAGCCUCCUGCAGCCACAGCACAAAGCAGUAAUAUUACUAGUGCUGUAGUUUCUGCAAAAACAGCCCCUAUCACACCAGGAAUGGAUGGAAUGGAAGAUAGUACAAGUUCUGGAAGUUUAAAGAAGAAGCCAGCAUCACCCAAAUCCAGAAAAAAGACAGAAAGUACCCAGAUGACAGCUUUAGAGCAAGAGGAAAGUGGUUAUGUGGCAGACACAGAAGGUACACUUCCUCGAAGACAGGCAAAGACUACUCAGUCCUCUACAUCUAGUUCAUCAUUCUCCAAAAGUGAAUCUUUCAUGUCAGCAUCAUUUUCGAAAAGUGAAAGCAGAAGUUUCUCCAAUACAGAGUUUGGACAAGUACCAACAUCUGUUUUCACUUCUGUUGGUGGACUGGCCCCAAAUGGAAACUUCCCACCCACAUCCUUCACUAUCCCUACUGCCUCAGCCUCAACAGUAGGCCAAACCUCGCACUUCUCCAGUUCAUUCAAGUCAACAGAAAGUAAAUCUUCCCAGAUGUUUACUAGCAGGUCAGAAGAGAUCCACGAGGAGAAACGAAGUGAGCAUGGACCAAAAGCCCCAAAAGCUUCUCCUCCUCCUCCUCCUCCUCCUCCUUUUGAAGAAAAAAGACCAAAAUUUGAAGAAUUUAGAAGAGAUACUUAUGGUCAGCCUGGAUCUCAUGGACCUUUUUCAGAAGAUACCUACUAUGCUAUGAGGGAUGAAAGUGAUACAUCAACUGGAGGCACAAGAACUCAGAAAAAAGUAGAAGUAAAGAGUGAAACUCAUGUACAAGUCAUGUCAGAUAAAAAAGUAGAGGUUUUUGAAAGUACAAGCUUUGAUGUUUCUCCAAAAACACCAAAACAGAAAACUUUUGACACUGAGAAGAAAAUUGAAAAGAAGGCUGUGAAAGAGGCAAAACAAGAGAAGUUCAUGGCAACUGAGACUAGAAAAGCAUCUGCACCAAAGCUUGUUAAAAAAAUGGAGCCUAUACCAUUACCUUAUAAAAGUGAAGCAGAGGUAACAGUAGCAGUAGAAUCUGUUGUAGAACAAAUACAACCAGUAGAGAAGCCAAAGCUUGUUGCUGAAGUUAAAGUUCCAGACAUAGAACCACUGAAGUCAACAGGCUUAGUUAAAAUGGCUGUAUCAAAACAGGAAAGGGAGAAGGAAGAAUUAGAUCUAAAACCUUUUCCAUUUCAACCAGAGCCUGAGAAACCAAAAAAGCCUAGAGGUGACCCUCCACCCCAGCCUAGUAAAUUUGUAAAGGGAGAGUUCCGUGAAAGUGAUUAUGAUAGUGACUAUGAAGGACGUAUUCAGGCAAAGUGGAAACCAGCAGAUAGUGAUGCUGAAGAUCAAACAUACAGCAAAGUUAAGUUGAGUGUCAAAACUCAAAGGGAGUCUCAGCCCAAGAAACGCACACCAACUCCCCCUACAGUUUUUGAUAAACCACCUCAGUUUGAAGGUCCUCCUCGCCCAAAAGUUGACUUUCCAGAAUCUGAAACAGAACCUGAGAGGGAGAUUUCUCCUGAAAUAGUUCUUCCUGAAAAAAUUGAAAUGGUAGCUCCAGUUGAAGUCCCAAAGAUUACGCCAAAGAAGCCAAAAAUUUUCAAGUCACAACCAAAGCCACAGCCACCACCAAGAUCACCUUCUCCUGUUUUACAUCCAGGAACUCCUCCAGAAGAAGCUUACAUAGAGCCACCCACUCAGGCUACACCCUUUUCUAAUGCUAUAGGCGUAGAGUCAACAAAAAUAACAAAAAUAGCCGAUUCAAGUCAAUAUCAUAAAAGAUUUGUGAGCAUGCAACAAACAACAAGAGUCAUAAAAUUUACUGACAGUAGAACCACUGCAACAGCUACUGAUACACAACAGCAACCAAAGACUGAACCUAAAUCUAAGCCUAUUCAGGAAGUAAGAAAAAAGGAAAUUGAAAAUCUUGAACAGUUUCCAUAUACUCCAGAGCCUGAGAGAUCUAAAAAGGAUAGAGGUCACCCACCACCGCAGCCUGUAAAGUUCCAGAAAGGAGACUUUACUGGAAGUGAUUAUGAAAGUGAUUUUGAAGGCCGCAUUAAACCUAAAUGGCAACCACCAGACAGUGAUGCAGAGGAUCCAAGCUAUAACAAAGUUAAACCAAAGUUGCGGUCUGACAGAACACCUUCAAAGACUAGAGAGAGGACUCCAACACCCCCUACUGUUUUUGAUAUUCCUCCUGAGAGUGAUGGACCUUGGAGACCCGUUAUUGAAACAACUGAAGUAAUAAUGCCAGAAGCUCCAAUGGAAAUUGUAAUUCCUAAAGUUGAAAUGCAUAAGAAAGUCAUUGUACAUAAACAAGAAAAAGUAGCUCUACAGCCAGAGAAAGCAGAAUCUCCACCCCUUCCACCUCCUGGCUCUCCUCCCAUAGAAGGUGUCAUUGUGCAAGAAAUGCAAUAUGUUGUUGACAGAGUUAAUGUCAAAUCAAAAGUCAAACCUCCUACAAUGAUGGAAGUUCAGUCUUAUGAGGACAAACCCUACACAAAGGUAACUGAAAGAACAGAAAAAACAUUCACUAAGCUGAAAAUGGAGGAAGAAUUGCAUAUGAGAAAAGAGAAAAUGGAAACUAUUAAAACAACCAUGACUGAGUUUGAAGAUGCUCCAGAGCGACCACCAUCUCCAGUAGAGCUGGAACUCAAGGUUGUGGAAGUUGAAAAGUUUCCCAAUUUAGAGCCAUUUCCAUUUGAACCAGAUAAACCAAAACCAAGACGCGAAAGAGGUCCUCCUCCACCAAAACCAAGUAAAUUUGUCAAAGGUGAAUUUAGGGAGAGUGAUUACGACAGUGAUUAUGAAGGCAGGGUUAAACCCAAAUGGAAGCCAGCUGAUAGUGACAUGGAAGAUCCUGAAUACACACCUGUCCGACCUCCCCCACCAACCACAAAACAGGUAUCAAUAGAGCAUGAGAGAACACCAACACCUCCAACAAAGUUUGAUACUCCUCCACCUUCAGGUGGACCUUUGCGUCCUACAAUAGAUCGUAUUCAGCAGCCAGUUUUGGUUCCAAGAGAAGUAUCUCCAGAAAUAAUUAUACCUAAAGUAAACCCUACUGUAAGUAAAUCUCCAAAAAUCAAACCGAAAGCACCAUCAAUUAAGCCAAAAGAGCCAGAGCUAGUAAAACCAAGAGAACCAACACCUCCCCUUCCAGAGCCAGGUCCACAACCAGAGAUUGGUUUUAUACAUGGAAAACCGUUAGUACAGGAAGAAGAAGAAGAUGCUCAUAUUAGGAUGAUAAAGAAAACAAUUGAAUCGAAAAAGGCUUUUGAAAUUGAUAUUGAUAUUACAGACAUAUAUGACUUUGUUUCUGAAUCUGACCAUGAUAAAACAGACACAGAAAGUAGUUCAAAGAAACCAUUUCCAAAACUGGAACCAUUCCCUUAUGAACCAGAGCCAGCUAAACCAAAGCGACAAAGAGGUCCUCCUCCACCUCACCCAAAGAAAUUUCUUAAGGGUGAGUUUAGAGGAAGUGAUUAUGAAAGUGACUAUGAUUCUCCUAUUGCUCCAAAAUGGCUGCCACCAGACAGUGAAGGGGAAGAGUAUGUUUACAGGAAGGUUGCUCCACCAGCUGGUGAAAUAGGGAGACAGCGUAGUGAAUCUACUGGAAGGGAUCCGUCACCACCUUCUAAAUUUGAUCAUCCACCUCAGUUUGAAGGUCCACCUCGUCCUGUAAUGGACCUUUCAGAUUUACCAAGAAGAGAACGAAGGGAAUCCCUUGAAGAAUAUUCAAUUCCACGCUUCCCGAAGGUUGAAUUUAAGCCAUUUGAUUUAGAGGAUGAUGUAGUUGGGGGUCGAACCAGGGGAGGGAUUACAACUGACACAGAAACAGAACCUGAAACUCAUGCUAGGAUAAGCUCACCAACCAAAGGAGGCAUUGACAAGAAAUAUGCCAAGACUGCUCAGAAGGUGGUUAGUCAUCAGUUUGAGGAUAUGACACAAACAUUCCGUCACAAGGCCCAGAAAUUUGCUGAGCAGCUAGUGACUGAGGUAUUUGCUGCCAGGGAGGGUUCAGUUCCUGCUGAACCUGCCGGUGAACCCCCAUCUCUACCUGAGGAGCUGAAAAGAUGCUCUGUCUCACCAGACUCCACUGCUGCACCUCCAGCUGCUACAGUUGCAGAAGAGCUUAAAUCACCAACACUUCAGGAACCUCAGGCUUAUAGAGAUGAAUCCAGGGUAUCUGAAUUCGGCACGAAGCAUAUUGAUCCGGACACAGGUCUGAUCUACUUCAAAUAUGACUUUGGAUAUGAAUUUGGAGUAAUCCUUCCUGGAGAAGCCAAGAAGGUAGAAAAAAAGAAAAAAGUAAAUGGAGAUGUUAAUGGGGAGAUACCAAUCCCAGUUAUCCAUGAGAAGACAGAUACACCUCAGACUAAAGGAAGUGCCAAAACAAAUGGCCAUAUUCAUCCUUCUGAUUCUGGAGUCACACAGAAACCAUCGUCAUCUGAUGCUACUGAGCAGAAACCUUCUCCCAAGAGCCUGUUGUCAAACCAAGAUCCAGCACCUGAGCAGAUCACCUCUCCUCAACCAUCACUGCAAUCUGACAUCUCAGAAACAGACCGUGAGUAUCAGCAGUAUAUGGGGAAGAUGAUUCCUGAGUUUGUUCCCAAGAAGCAAGCGCAGUUCCGUCCAAUUUCUGGUGAUCCUUAUUCAGAUAGUGAGGGUGAGGCAGAACAACCUAGUCCAACCAAGACCCAUGAGGCAAGCCCAAGCAGCUUUGUGGGCCCAAAGAGGUUUGUGCCUCUUGUACCCGGUGCAACUGUCCAGCCCAAGUCUUUGUCUUUAGAAGGGACGCCAACUGAUGCUCUCUACACCACAACAGAGUUGGGAGUGCUUGGGUCACCUCCCCUCAGUGCCACACCCCCUUCCACGCCAUCUACCCCUCGUUCUGGUCCUCUUACCCAGCCAACACGACCGCCACUAUACAUAACGCCUCUUCGCGAUCUGACUGUGGCGGCGGGAGAGGCAGUAAAGCUGGAAUGCGUUGUUCAAGCAGAUCCUCCCGUCCAAGUGACAUGGUCCAAGGGGGACGUCAUCCUCCAGAACGGGCCUCAUUACCAGAUAGUCUACAGAAACGGUGUUUGUAGACUCAUCAUCCCUCAGGUCUUUCCAGAGGAUGAUGGAGUAUACACUUGUACAGCUGUGAAUCUCCUAGGGAUGGCGACUACUGAUGCUGCCAUCUGUGUCACAGGUGAGAAGGAGUAAAACAUUGGGAAAAAUCGUAGAAUCUACUUCCCUUCUGCUACUACUGCUGCUGGUUCCUCUGCUGCUGGGGGCUACUACUACUACUACUACUACUACUACUACUGCUACUGAUAUAACUGAUUUACGGCCUAAUGUUUGAUUUGGGUGGUGGUGGUGGUCACAAAUGUACAGAAUAGCUGUUGAAUUAACGACCCUUUUUACUUCCUCGUUGGUCCACGGAUGGAUAACAAAAAAAUCGCAAAAAUAGGAAAAAAUCGUACUCUUUUUCAGCCUUUCAUGUAGACGACACAUAUAAAAUGGUAUCUUUUUUUUUUUACCUCUUCAAGAAAUUUUGAUGUGUCUUGCACAAAACUAAACUAAUGUUGCAAAAUAUAGUCGUUAACUGUUUGGGAAGGGAAUGCAUACGUAGAUCAUAUUAGAGAAGCGAGAUAUUAUGCUAAACAUCGAACCGUAGGAAGCUGUUUCUAUUUCAACGAAGGCCACAAAUUCACUGCCAUGUUUGUAAGGUUACUCAUACAGUAAAGAUUUUCGGACGGAGAAUAUUUUACAUAUCUUUUUUAAACAUGCUUCCUGAUGUCACCAUCAUAGAUAGAUACCUCUUUUAUGAAAAGAGGACUUUCCAAGGUGAAUUGAUACUUAACGGUUUCAAGGACCACUUAGAAAUAUGCAGUAUUAAGAACCCCUUUCCAUAACUAUGCCUCUAGUCAAAGGUUUAAGAUGGUACGAAAAACCCAUUCAUCCCCUCCAAUGACGUUUGGAAAUCCUCCUAAUAUAAGAGAAUUUAAAGAAUUUAUAUAUAGAUAUAUAUUUAUAGAACUGUGAUCUUCUUUUUGACCUGGUUUUAAACAAUGGUAGAAUUUCUUUAUUCAGUGUAGCUUUAACUGGAUUUAGCUUUUUUCUUUCUCUCUGAACUGUAGCCACCCAUCUUCGAUUUGCAAAGUGUUUUAUGGUAAUUACGCUUUUGAUUUUUUAUUUACUAUAUACUCGAAGCCAACUCGUUCCUAAGAGUCAUGACACUUAAUGAUAGCUUUUCCUUUUGUCUUCCACAUGACGUUCGAGACUGAAGUGCCUUUAUAUAGUGAAACUGCCUCCCAUUCCUUAGGUGUCUUGUGAAGAAGGAGAUUCUUCAAAACCUCGAGAUUUACUUCUCGUUCUUCUCUCUUUUACUUUUCCUCUUACUAACCCAUUUUAACUCUCUUCGUCUCUCUUUCUGGUCCUAUAUUUUUUAAAGAAGUCUGUCCCUUCUCUCAUAGACGGUGCUUUUUUUUCUACCUGUUUUGUUAUUCACAGUAAAUGUAGUACUGUAUCGUGAAUUUUGGACUCCACAAAACGUAUUAAGUUGAUUCUAGGCUGUGUCAAUUGCAUGUGUAAUUGUAUGAGAGAAAGUAUUUUGUUGCUAAGAAAAUAUCUACAUUAUAUGUACACGUUUUGUACUGACAUAAUGUAAGGUCUUUUCUCUUGUGAUGUUGGGUAUCAUGCCUGCAAGAGAUCUCUUGAGGAGAUAGGACUUAGUGAAAAUUCAGUUUGGUCAAGUGUUUGGGCCUCUGAAGGCAAGUGUAACUCUGUGUUUUUGGCAGUUUUCAAGUUCAGCCUCUCCCGGGCAUGAUGCUCACGUCGAUUUGUUUCAACUUUUGCUGUACAUAUGCAAAUGAGAUUCUAUUGAUUUUGAAAUUAAGGACUAGACUCCUUUGCUCUGGUGUCAUUUUGUUAUAUCGACGGUGAAUUGAAUCACCGAAGUGUUAUUUUGAAUGUAAGAACUUCCUUAUAGUAUUGUGAAUAGGAGAAACCGUAACUUUUUAUACAGUUCUCAAGAGAACAUUGUUGUUAACAUACCCCUGAGGAAAAAAUAGAUAGACCUCACGACAGGUUCCACCAAUCUAUUUCUUUUAUACACAUGACUCAGUUUCUCCUCCUAAAAUAUUAGAUAUAUUUUAUAUGCAGGGUUUUGUCAUAAUGUUCCCUUCUCUCUAUCUGUGCCAAGAUUAUCUUUGGAAUGUAAUGAUCGUGUUCAAGUUUUGUUCACUUUUAAGUGACAGUUUCUCAUCCGUUUGAUGUUUCCAGUUUGUGUAAUGAGAAUCCAACAUAGCACUUUUUCUCUCUGUCUCUUUAUCUCUGUCUCUUUUUCUGUCUGAAGAACAUGUUCAUGUGACCUGUUCCUUUAUAGUUUGUUCAGUCAAUUUUGCCGUUGUUCUAUGCUCAUAGUCUCAACUUGUCUCGCUGCCUCCUCCUGCGGAUGGCUUGGUUCAAUAAAACUGUCGAAAUGGA